AUGUCUUCGUUUGGUUCAUACAAUUUUGGGGUCGAAUUGGAGCUCAUUGCUGAGCCCAAACGAGUACGACACCCUCUAUUGCGUGCUGUUUACUAUGAGGAGUUGGCAACAUCAUUGAGAUAUGACGGUGCCGAAGCAGAAGCAGACAAGCUCAAUCAGCGAUAUCGAAAGCGUCCAGAACACUACGAUAAGUGGUGGAUUACGAAGGAUGGAUCGUUAGGAGAUCCUGAGCAUCCGUGCAUUCCACUCGAGGCUGUCUCACCUAUAUUCUCCACUGACUACACGUGGGAGAACGAGGUGACCACUUUCUGGAACUCAUGGGAUCGUGUAUUCCAUAUGCCAGAGUCAUCCAUUGCUUGCGGAAGCCAUGUUCAUGUGUCACCAUCACCAGAAAUGGAAUUUGAUCUAAGUCAACUUCGCAAUAUUGCUUUUGGUAUCGUCUACUAUGAGCCUCUGGUCAUUCGCCUGCUUCCAUAUCAUCGCCAGAACAACAAGUACUGCAGACCUAACACGCUUCGUUCUGGGCCAUUAUACGACCUUAUGUCGAGCUUUCACGAAGAAGCAGCACUCAGAGAACUAUGGGACGCGCUCGACGAUGAAGUUGACGAAGAAGACAUCAGAGACCUCAUGCAGUCUGGCCCAGAGCCGAAGCAGGAGAGAUAUGUUCUCUGGAACUUUGACAACGUUUUUGGGAGCGGUUCUGGCAGCAUCGAAUUUCGAGGCGGUCCAGGUUUGAGAGGCCCCGUCAAGACGAAGAGGUGGAUAUCAUUUGUUGUCGCUUUUAUCCACAUGUGCACAAAUCUGGAUGUUGCAUCAUGGAGCUAUUUCACAAGGCCAAGUAUGGACAGAUUCUGGAGAGACUUACGGAGGUCCGCGCAGGCUGUCAGUGUGAAAGAGAACCUUCCAUCGGACUGGAGAGUCAUGGCAGGGCUGGUCAGCGGCAAUUCUUACGAAGAGUCUGUUCUUGAUGACUUUAGCGAUUCGGGCUAUGGUGAUGACUCAUCAAUCAUGGGCAAGUCAGACUCUGAAUAUUCCGACUCUGAGUACAGUGAUGGAGAAUAUGAAGCCCUGCAGCAGGAGUUAAUCCGGGAGAGGGAACAUCGCUGCACCAUUCUGUAG
This is a messenger RNA of Fusarium fujikuroi IMI 58289, 1119 nucleotides long. RefSeq lists its product as uncharacterized. The transcript is spliced from 4 exons. The record is from RefSeq and is a predicted model, not a curated record. The coding region runs from base 1 to 1119 and encodes 372 amino acids. Lineage: Eukaryota; Fungi; Ascomycota; Sordariomycetes; Hypocreales; Nectriaceae.